This is a messenger RNA of Podarcis lilfordi (Lilford's wall lizard), 19985 nucleotides long. The record is from the annotation of a GenBank genome assembly. NCBI's taxonomy places the organism in Eukaryota, Metazoa, Chordata, Lepidosauria, Squamata, Lacertidae.
AGCAUAGUCAUUUUAUUGCGCUGCUGGUGGCUUGUCCACCGGGACAAGAGGCAGCCCGACACGCGCUCCUUAUGGUUCCGCAUAUUCUGAGCCCUCCUCCUACUAAAAAGAGCGGCUCGGCCGAGGCCGGGCCCUCGCCGACUCCAGGCCCGCGCGUGGCUGAGGGCGGGGGCGUUUCUGAAGGAACGAACUAUAGUGACGGAGGCGGCGGGCAUUGUUGAGGUAAUUCAACCAAGCGACGUGGGGCGGGGCUGUGGAGGGGAGGCCGUUUUGGUGUUUCGUUUUGUUUUACUAAUUUCGGGAAAGCUAAAAGGGAAGAGGAGACGCGGGAGGAGUAGCCGGGCCCGGCUCCCCUCUCUCUCUGAGGACAAGAGAGCGGCGAAAGAUGCCCUCAAGGCGGGCAAGCGAGCCGCCGGCGUCGCCGUUGCCAUGGCGCCCGUUGCGCGUAGUGGUUGGCGGAGCGGGCCGCGCCGCGGGGACCGCUGGGAGCAGAGCAGGCGCUGCGAGUUUCAAAGCGGCGGCCUCAGGUAGAACGGCCGAUCUCUCGGCGUCGCUGUCCUCGGGGCGGUUGGGGAGAGAGCGCGGCAGCGGCGGCGCGGCCUUGGGGGAGGGAGGUGCGGCCAAAGGCCGGGGGGCCUCGGAAGGAUGGAGGGCGGGCCGAGCAAGGCCUAGUAGUUGGUCCCUGGGGAGCUGAGGAGGUGGGAACAAAGAGGUUGAGUCCGGAGCUCCCUCAGGUGCGGAAGGCGGUCUUGGAGAAAUGCCCGCCGCUCAUUCUCACGUUCCUUCCUAGCAGGUCCGUGUCAGCGCCAUGCCCACCUCCGUGCCCCCAAGUAGCAGGCGGGGGGCAGCCUAUUCCACCCCACCCUCCCCUGCUAGCUCCGACGACGAGGGGGCCGGCAAGUCUUCCUCUUUCUCCCUGAUCUCUCCGAGUUUCCACCGAGGUUUCCACCGAGCGAGGCAGGAGGAAGAGGCAACAUCAGCUAGCAGGGGAUCAGGCAUCCCUCAAAGGAUUAAACAGCAUAGGUAACGUGUCGCCCACCCGGGCUGCAGCUCUUAGGCCCUGCUCAAGUGGCUUUGGAUUAUUCCGUUGCUCAGUAUGUUUACAUACAAUAGACCUGCAACUUACACGCGUUUCGCUUGUGCACUUUCAGCUGUAGGCGCUUGAGGAAAAAAUUAGAAAGGGGGCGGCUGCCCGGGGAAAAUUUGGCAGCCCCACCUGCUAUCGCACCCAAUGUGUUUUGACUAUAUUGAUUUUGGCGUUAUGCGCUAUUGUCAAAACAUAACCCCCAUGUAAGCCACGGGUCUGCUGUACUUAUUGCUGUUGCUGUUUAGUCGUGUCCGACUCUUCAUGACCCCAUGGACCAGAGCACGCCAGGCACUCCUGUCUUCCACUGCCUCCCGCAGUUUGGUCAGGCUCAUGUUUGUAGCUUCGAGAACACUGUCCAACCAUCUCGUCCUCUGUCGUCCCCUUCUCCUUGUGCCCUCAAUCUUUCCCAACAUCAGGGUCUUUUCCAGGGAGUCUUCUCAUGAGGUGGCCAAAGUAUUGGAGCCUCAGCUUCACGAUCUGUCCUUCCAGUGAGCACUCAGGGCUAAUUUCCUUAAGAAUGGAUGCAUUUGAUCUUCUUGCAGUCCAUGGGACUCUCAAGAGUCUCCUCCAGCACCAUAAUUCAAAAGCAUCAAUUAUUCGGCGAUCAGCCUUCUUUAUGGUCCAGCUCUCACUUCCAUACAUCACUACUGGGAAAACCAUGGCUUUAACUAUACGAACCUUUGUUGGCAAGGUGCUGUACUUAUUGCUUAAUACCAAAGACAGUCCCUGCGUGUUUACUAAACAGCAAAUGCAAUCUGUGCAGCAAUGAAACUGAGAUACUACAGUAUAAUACGGUGCAAUAUCACAUAAAACUACAGUACUGUGCAAUAAAGCAAUACAAGCCUUUAAAUAUCUCUGCCUUGAACCCACUAGAAUAGCAACCCCUUUUGAACUGUAUAUCAUACCGACAUGAAAAGUGUUCUACAUGCAGAAUUCCCUCGGAUUGUGGUUGGCAGUCUCGACACAUGGGUUGCACAACUAGGGAUUUGUGGCACGACAGGAGCUGGAGGAUCUGUGGAGCUGGCUAUGAUGUAGCCAGAUGUCACCUUCCUGUCCGGGUGGUCAAUAGACUACAGGCAAAAUCAGACAAGGCACUGGGGCCUUCUGUGUACCUUAAUUCAUUUUGGACUAGUAUUAUCUUGUGCUUUGCCUUAUAGCAUACUGGUCAAAAAACUGAUCACUGUGGAUUUACAUAGAUGUUGCAUACUACAUUCUACAUAAAAAUGCAUUAUGUAUACAAUAGUUGUGCUUGAAAUUGUUCUUUUAGUGUUAGUGCAGACCUCCCUUGUUAUUCAUAAUAAGGAAAGCAGCCUGAAACAGAUGUGGGCUGUGAGAAAGCAUGUGUGAGUAGAAGUAGAUUUGGUUUGCUGAGGCUUAAAUUCAAGCCCAUGCUUCAUCCUGUUCUUAUGGACCUCUCAUAAAAUAAGACAAAUGCUUAUUACUUUAAAAUUGUAAGAAGCAGUAACUGAAAAAGGAUUCAGUCUUUACUUCUGAGUAAGGAAUAUGCACCAAUUUUGAUGCAUUCAUGCCCUUCAUAUUUGACAAACGGUGUAUUUGUUUAAUACUUUAGCAUUCAUAACCAGGUGCAAAUGUAAAGCUCACUUGAAUUUAGGCAAGUUGUGAUCUCUCAGCCUAAUCAACUUCAGGAGGCUGUUAAGAAUUGUAGAACAGCAAAGAAAAUACUGUAACGGAAAAAUACAUAUAAAUUAAACAUGGAUAGUUUCGUUUGUUACACUUUUGGUCAUACAGUGGUACCUCUGGUUACGUACUUAAUUCGUUCCGGAGGUCUGUUCUUAACCAGAAACUGUUCUUAACCUGAAGCACCACUUUAGCUAAUGGGGCCUCCCGCUGCCGCCGCAUCGCCACCACGUGAUUUCUGUUCUCAUCCUGAAGCAAAGUUCUUAACCCGAGGUACUAUUUCUGGGUUAGCGGAGGCUGUAACCUGAAGUGUAUGUAACCUGAAGCGUAUGUAACCCAAGGUACCACUGUAUACCUGUUUGGGCUCUUAUUAAGCCACAGAAAGCCUGGGUAUUAAAAUAAUAGAAAGCAACAAGACCUCCAUUCAAGGCUGGCAUGAAGAAAUAGUGAACCUGGCAUCUUAUUUAAAUUUCCCCCCCAACAUUUAUAUACCACUUGAUUGUAAUGAAACUUGAGUUGACAAAAACAGUAAAAGUAUCAGUAAAAAUAAAUAUUUAAAAUAUUCAAAGAAUGAUUAAAAUCAGCAAUAAGAUAAAACCAGAUUAAAACACCCAGCUAGUAUGUUAACUGCAAAUAGUAAUAUUUAGUAAUUCUUUCUCUUAUCCUCCCUCCAAAAAACCCUGUAGGAAAUAUUGCUAAAGAUAUCUGAGUGUUCCUGGUCUAAGUUCCAUUACAUAUUAACACCAUACCCCUAAGCACAUUUGCUCAGAAGUAAUCUCAGGGAAAGAUGGACUAAGAUCUUUUAAAAUUUAAAAAUGCUAUGAGACACCAGUGCCUCAUUUUUUUCUAUUUAAAAACUAAGCUAAAAUAGUAAAUAUUUAUUUAACUCUUCUAGUAUAUUGGUAUUAGAAAGUCUGUCAAAAUGAAUCUUAGUCCGGGCAUUAGUGAGAGUAUUGUAUUUUCUAUGGCAUGUUUAUAUCAACAUUUUGAUCUUCGACACAGAAUAGCUUUGAUCUUGAACAUACUUUCUCAUACUUCUGAAAUAUUAGUUCAGUGUACAGUGUAUGUUAAAUGGGUAAUAUAAUAUGUUGCUGAUUUGUAGGCCUCAUUAAGUAGUUUGUCUAGUUGACUAAUUAUUAAAUAUAUUAGAUUUGAAAAAUAAAUUCAUAAAUUGUGACUCUUUUAGAAAACACAGGAAUAUGAAUACACUGGCUAUUUCAAAAAGAGCCCAGUGACUUUCAGUAACAUUUUGAUGUAGAAACCUUGCCAAGCAAUGCUACAUUAUGUAGACAUAGCCCACCUUGCUAUGUCACAAAGCCCCCAGUUAGUACGUUAUAGCUCAGAUAAUCCUGAGUAUUGUAUGUGUGUGUAGCUUGUCACAUAAAACUGAAUUUAGUUAUUUAAGAACUAUAUUCAUAAAUUGAAAGUCUUUAUAUGUGAGAUUAUACCAUAAAUGUAAUUAUUUAAUGAUAUCUGAUUCCCACCCAUCCCCAGGCCUUAAUGGUUAAUUAUCUGGUUUAGUGAACAGGUUGCAGUCCUGAAAUGCAUUUUUCUGUGCUGCUUUUGAUAGGCUUUCCUCACUGUGCCUACCAGUGUCAAAUAGCUUCUUAGGUUCAAGCUACAUCUUAACAACUAUGCAAGUCAAUUUCAGUCUCUUUGUAUAAGUGAAAUGAGGCUCUGUGAUUACAAGUUUCAACAGAGGAAUAUAUUUCCCUUCUUACUGCUCAAGUUGUUCUCCAGCUGCUUUUCUCCCCUUGGGGAGAGGAUUUUAAACAGAAACACAGCAGAGAGGAUUAAUCAGUGUCUUUCUUUCCACCUUCCCAUUUUGCUCCUCCCCAGCCUCUAAUUGUGGCGUUUAAUAUAAAAGUCAAGAGACCAGUUGCAUUUCCAUACUGUAUUUUACUUUGGUUUUAUGGUUUUAUUUUGUACUUUAAUAUUAUUGUAUGUCAUUUAGAGAGCUUUGCUGUUGUGCAUCAUAAACAUGCUUUUAACUAAGAAUAAUAUUGAUACAGUUGUUAAAAUAAUGUUAAACUGUACACUCUAGAUGGUGCUGCCUUUGAUAAUGGUUUGGAAACUGUAGUUAGUACAAGUUCGGAAUGUGGUAUUUACAUUCUUAACUGAGACUUUGUGUUAUGAUACUUGUAGGCAAGUGUCAGGCAACUGCCAUCAGUGCCGGAGGGAGAAAGCAAAAUCCAGGGGGAUUCCGGAGAGCAUCCCGGGAGUGGGAGAGGCAGCCCAUCUUCUGGGGAAGAGAAUCAGCGUAGCACCAGUGGAGAAGUGGGGCAGAUGGGGGAAGCGGCGAGGCGGUCCCAUGACUCCUUGCCGGGGACCAGCGGGGAGAGUAGAGGUCCUCCGCUGCCUACGCCCUCCUUGCGCAGGAGGCUUUCGCGCAGAGAGAGUAGGAGGAGACUAGGCGUCAAAGAGCUUCUUUGCUGGAAGAAGUUUAAGAAACGCCCACUGACGGAUUUUGCCAGCGAUUGAGACAGCCACGGGUGAGUGGCUGUCUGGACAGAACAGGUUCACUCAGGCAACCCAGCCAGGUGUUUGCACCGGCUUACGCACGAGCAACCCCUAGAACCAUUACAGCAAGUAUUAAUCAGGUUGUAUUGUUUACUGGUCCAUAUCUGGGCCCAGUUUUUGGUACUGGUCUUGACUUUUGAAGCUCUUCACAACUUAGGAUCAGGAUCAGACUGAUUGAAAACUAUAUUGUCUCCAUGUGGACUGUUUACUUGUGCUUUAAGAUCUUCAGUAGAUGGUAUUAUGUCAGUGUCCAGCUGUCUGAGGCAUAGUGAUGGCUUUCAGGAGAUGGCCUUCUUUGUAGUGGGUCCAUAAUCUAAUGGUCUCCUCAAAGAAGCUCACCUAGUGCCUACUUCUUUGUCGUUUCAGCAUGCGGCCAAAGUCCUUUUAUCUUUCUAUAUCUUCUAGUCAAAACCAUAGUCCUUCAGAUGUUUUUUACUUGGUACCUUUUAAUUCUACUGUUUUUCCACUGCUGGAAUACUUUGUAGGUUAACUGUUUUUGUGUUUUUAAAUAUAAUCUUUCAGACAUUUUUAUUAAAGGACAUUAUAAAAGUAUCUUAAAUAUUAUACUUUGGUCCUUGUACUUCAAUGAAUUUUAAAAUUAGUUUGUCAGUUUUAGGAAUUGCUUCCAAGCAUACUGUACAAAAGAGGAAGAUGUACAUAAUAAGAUAUCCUUGAUACCAUUAGCUAGAAAAUGGCAUUCCCAUAAAACACUGUCUAAUUUGGUACCUGUCACUUCACAGUGCAGACCAUUUUAAAGAUACAAAAAGGAAAAAUCGGCCAAUUGUGGAAGAAAAUCUCUCGCCAUGGGAAGAGUGGUUCCUUUCCAAAGAGAAAGAGUUACGUGCUCGACUACAAGAACGAGCUAUGAAGGUGAAUACUUAAUGUAAUUUACAUUUGACAGCAGAUUGCCAGGCACCAAAAUGUACAUUUCCCGUAUUAUUUGUGAAAAACAGAUUUGGAUGAUUUAUAUUGCUCCAUAUAUUGUUAACUGAAGCCAUUCACUGGGUGUUGCCACUGUCACAUGCUGACAGCUUUUAGGAGCAACAGCUGAGAACUGAUUGUGGGGUGGGGUGGAUGAGGACCAAUGAUGGGCAAACUACUCAGAAAAAGCACAACAUGUCUCCCACCAGAGAUACCACUGUUAAAGACAACUUUGGCCCUUUAUACAUGAAGAAGUGUCUCCAGCCCCAUCAUUCCCCCUGUGGAAUUCCCUCCCAUCAGAUGUCAAGGAAAUAAAAAACUAUCUGACUUUUAAAAGACACCUGAAGGCAGCCCUGUAUGGAGAAGGGCUGUUUGAUGUUUUACUGUGCUUGAUAUUUUAAUUUAUUGGAAGCUGCCCAGAGUGGCUGGGGCAAACCAGUCAGAUGGGUGGAAAAAUAAUAAUAAUAAUAGUAGUAGUAAAGUUUUGUUGUUGUUAUUAUAGGAGGUGAAUCAGGAAAAGGAGAAAAGGAGGGAAAAACAGGAACGCGAAAUUAAAAAAAAGCUGGCUGAAGAGAAGCACAAAGAAUGGGUCCAGAAAAAAAAUGAAGAGGUGAAAAGGGUGAAGAAUUCCAUAGCUUUUUUUCUUAAAUAAUGUCUUACAUUUUUCACAUAGCCAGUUAUUUCCUUUUUAUGUGUACUUGGCCUGGUCUAGGAAUAACAUAAAUUACCAAGCUAUCAUAAAGACUGUUGGAUUUCAUGCUAAUACAGAUAUUUUUCCCCACAUUUUUUUAAAAGUUCAACAGGAAUGAAUCGCUUACUUAGUCUACAGGGGUCUGUGCUUAAAGCUUGACACCUAUAAUGUCAGCGGCAGUAAUUAAUACAAGUUUAUUAAAUGGCAGAAUAUCUGAGCAAUCCUACAAAUGUCUAUUCAAAAGAAAGUUCCAUUAAAUGGCACUAAUUCCCAAGACUGGGUUGAGGACUGUAGCCUUAGUAUUCUUCUAGCUAUUUUUAAUAUCAGUAGGCACAUCAGUCCUAUUCCAUUCUGUCCACUUUCAGCAUGGAAGCAGACUUAAAUAUACUCCAUCUUGUUUCUAUACAGAAAACAAAACUACUCAUAGGGUGGUCCAGGGGCUACCUCUGAGUCUGUUUUCAAUUUUAAAGGUAAUUCCAAGUAGGGAAGCCAUUAUUUAUACAGUCUCCCUGAGAGUGAUGGCAUGUCAUAAAUUCUGAUGACUCCCAGUUUUGCCAUUUGCAAUGCACAACAGCAGGAGAGGAUGCUCAUGUUCCAGAUGCUAUUCAGGUGGCUGGAAUUACCAUUAAAAAAUGAAAAUAGACUCGGAAGCAGCCCUCAAACCCAUCCUGUUGUGGAACCUGUAGGAAUGUGGACUCCAAAUCCAGUCUGCUUAUUGGUCCAGGUGGUUCACAUCAGGUGAGUCUGCUUCAAAACCAGUUUGCCAAUUCCACUCCAUACCUCCUUUUGAAUAAUGAAAAGUUAUAUUAGACUGGUAUUGUGUCUUGUUGAGAUUCAGAGUAGUCUUACUGUAGAUAUUCAAAACAGAUUAAAAGCAUACUGGUUUUGAGAAUAUGUAUGCUAAUACUAAAUAGUCACCAGGUCACAAACCUUAUUUUAGUACAUACCGUAUUUUUCGCCCUAUAGGACGCAUUUUCCCCCUCCAAAAAUGAAGGGGAAAUGUGUGUGCGUCCUAUGGGGCGAAUGCAGGCUUUCGUUGAAGCCUGGAGAGCGAGAGGGGUCGGUGCGCACCGACCCCUCUCGCUCUCCAGGCUUCAGGAGAGCUCCACCGCCAGCCCCACAAGCUCGGGGGACAGCGGGGAGGCGCAGCACCCCAUCCCGCUGUCUCCCGACGUGGUUUGGAGGCUGGCGGAGGGCUUCCCCCUCCCCUAGCCGCAAGCUCCCAGAGUGAUGCUGAAGCUGCCCGCAGCUUCGGCAUCGCUCUGGGACCCGUUCUGGGGGUUGGGGUUGAGGAAGCUCGGGCUUCCCCCGCCCCAGCCCCGCGCCUGGGGGGGGGGGGGGGAAUAAAUUUUUUUCUUUAUUCCCCCCCCCCAAAAAAAAUCUAGGUGCAUCCUAUGGGCCGGUGCGUCCUAUAGGGCGAAAAAUACGGUACUUUAUUCUAUAGAUCUGCAGAGCUAAAGGAACGUUUGUCCUUUCAGUCCACCACUUCCUCACCAUAUGCAAGAACGAAAAGGUUUUGGCAUAACAUUAUUUAAAUAAAUUAUAAGCUUGUCCUUUGAAGCAAAGUGUGGUAGUUUGAGACUAGAAUCAAUUAGACUGACCAAGUGAAAAAUGUUAACUCUUGCAGGGUAAAGUCCAGGGUAAAAAAUUAGUUCAGUUUGAAAGUAGAUGAGCUUAGGUUAAUAUACUCUUUGCAUGUUGUAUUUUAUCUUGGUGGCUAGCCAUUUCAGGCAACAUUGUGUGGAAAUGUGGGAUAUACAUUUAAAUAAUAAAUCAGUAAUAAUACCUACAGCAGCACAAGUACAGAAAUGUUUGUAAAGAAGCACCUUAUGAAUAGGUGCUCCAAUUUUAUUGCUUCCUAAGCUGACAUCACCAGCUCACAGAGGAGGUUGACAGUGAUGUGGGAAGUAACCACUGCUCCUUCAGAGUUUCAUGUGGUACUCCUUUGCAAUGAUUCACUAGUGGCAUGUGAUUGGACCAUGCUACAUCAGAUCCCAGCAGAUCUGCAUACCAGUUGCUGGAAACCACAGGAGGGGAGGUUGCUCUUGUGUGUGCUUCCCAUGGGCAUCUGGUUGGCCACUGUGAGAACAGGAUACUGCACUAGAUAUUUUUUCCCACAGACUCUUCAUAUGUUCUUACAUGUACUUACUAGUAUCAUAGAACAGUGACAUCUGUUUAAACCAUAGUAGUAUAAACACUUCAAGCGCUGAUUUAAUUAUUGUCAAUUUGGAGAAGCUGAUACUAGCAGAUGAGGUGUACAGUGCAUGUUCAAACAGGGAAGGACAGCUGAAUGAAUUAGAAUUUCCUCAUGACAUAGAAUGGCAUCUGAAUAAAUGCCAAGCAAAAUGGUUAGCAGGAUUAUAGAAAAGGGAUAAUGACAAAGGUAUUUGGUUUAUGCAUUGCUUCAAAUCACAUUAGAGGGUGGGGUAAGUUUUGUAAAGGUUUUUCUUAAGAGAAGAAUCUUAAUACGGUCUGCUCACCCUUGAAUAUCUUGGCCCAAACUACUUUCAUCAUUUAUAAUAUAACUACCUCUCUGAGAACUCGGAGUAGUGUACAUGGUGUCAUCCCUCUCCAGCAUUGCUUGUGCAUCAGUUGGCUAGGUUGACAGCUAUUGACUCAAUCUAUCUUGGGGAGGUUCAAGGCUGAACCUGUGACUUAGCAGUUGAAGUCCCAACACUCCAGCCACUACACCAAACUUACUCUUCUUUACGUUUUGUAUAAAGGAAACUAGUAGGCACAGGAAAAUAAAUGAAAGCGUUCUUAAUGCAGUGUUGAAAUUCUUUAAAACGGUAAUGUGUAAGUCAGUGGAAUCAUUACUGUUUUAUUAAUCUGAUCUUUUUUUAUUUUCCUUAUUUAUUAAAUUUCUAUACCACCCUUCAAGGAUCACAGGGUGUUUACAAUAUAAAAAUACAUACAAUAAUAACAAACUAGCCUGGUAUAUGUAUGCAUUGCUGCUGUUUGCAAGUGCCACUGUUUGCAGUAAUGAAUGUUUGUAAAGGGUAGAAGGUAUUGUAAAGGUAUUGCAUUAUCCCCCUAUUCCUUUUAAGUUUUUGAUAGAAAUAAAGUUGAAAAGGGGUAUGCCUGCAAGCUUCAUUUGUUUGUAUUAUCUCUAAUAAUGUUCUUGGGUGGAGUAGUGGGAACUGAAGUCUUUCAUCCUAAGGAUAACUGGUAUUUUUAGAAUAAAUUAAUUUGACAGAACUCUGUGAUUGUCAAUGGCAUUAAAGGGUAUAUAAACUCAUCAGUAAUUUAAAAAAUAGAUCGUAUCACUAAUGAAGACAAGAUCAAAGCAUUUUUUCUGAGAAGCAGACUGAAAACAUAUGUGUAUUUUGAAGUGUAGGCAUGACAAAUAUGUGGCUUUCUAGUUCUUUUUAUCAGGACUAAAAACUCACUGAGGUAAUGGGCUGUCUAUACAAGUCGUAUUUUUCUCUUAACUAAUAAAUUGUGGAACAAAUAAAACUUUAAACAAUAUUUAAUAUGAUAAUAAUCAUAGAAAUAAAUAGGCAGAAUUGAACCAGGGUCUCCAUGCCAAUCACUCUGAAACAAGCCUGAGCAGUGGGAAGACCUUGAUUUAGGGCCUGACACACCCUUUUAUGUUCCAGCCUGUGUUCUGGGUUCCCCUUGGCUAAUCUGGGCAUAAGGCCCUUUUCCAAGAAAAUGUGAAGCCAAACAAUCUAGGCGGUCUCUUUCAUGAAGCAUGAGUACAUUGGCAAAUACUUAUUUCACAAACCAGUUUAUUAAUUUACAGGGAACAUAAAAACUCACAGCAUAAAAAAAAAUUACUUACACUUUUAUUGAAGAUUGUCAAAGGCAGCUAGAGCUUUCCGUUAUUUAACUGGUCCUUUUGUUUAUAGUGUCCAGAGGUUGCUGAAUGGAGUUAUCUGUAGCUGUCCAUGCUUGGCCUAGCCGCAGGUAACUCAUCUCUUCAUCUGGAUAACCAUCGACAAGCUCGUCAUAUCUCUUUCACUGUAAAAAAAACAACACAAAAAAAAAACAGCAACACACACACAAAGAAACCAUCAACUUGAGUAAUCAUAUCAAGACUUUCAUACCACCUGUGCAACAUUCAUGUGAAUCAGUAGUGUCAGUACAAUGAGAAAGCACAGUGUUUCCAGAUACCAGGAGCUAUUCACAUUUGAGCUGAAUGCUGCAAGAAGAAUGACAGAAGGCACCUAUCUGGACCAGUGAAUUACCUUUAUCUGGGUUUUACCACUUCAGUAGGUCAGGAUGCCCAUAAAUACUUAGUGUACAAGAAGAAAAAAUCUGCAAAUAGAGAACAAGGAUAUGAGGGGAAAGGGUUCUAGUCUAGUCAUUUUUUUGUAGGAGUUGUUAUUACUGCUCUCUCUUACAUGUUUUCUAUUAUUAUCUACAGGAAAAACGGGAAAGGGAACUUAAGCUCAGCAAAGAGAUGGCAGAAAAAGCAGCCAAAGAACUUGAGAGAGCACAAUCAAAGGAAAAGUCGCGAGAGAUGUAUCAGGAAUGGCUAAAGAAAAAGAAAAUGGAAGAAGGUCAGAAGAAGAAGGAAGAGAAGGUAACUUUUAUCCCAGUUUUUCAUUUGAAGAGAUGCUGAUCUGGUUUUGGUUGCUCUUAGAGGUGUAACCCACACAUAGUUCUCAUCUGGAAUGAGUUCCCGUUUUGAGGAUUUUUCUUAUCCUCUACUUUGCAGCUUGGCUUACUUGAUGAAUUUAUCUGUAUAGCUUUGUUGAUUAAGUUAGUCUUGGAAUCAUAGAGAAAUUUAUAGCAUACUGCAUGUGCAAUAUUGUAAUCGAGAUGUCUUUCAGAGGGAUUAAUGGGUGAUGAAGAUGUAUGCUAACGUGAGGAGUAAUCCGUUUUUGUUGCAGAAAAGGGACUGGGGUACAGUGAAGCUUGUGAACGUUGCAGUGUUAUCGAAGUUUAUUAAAUGCACACUUCAUUUUCUAGCUCCCCUUCAUGGUAUAACUGUUAUCCACAGCUACAUAAGAAUCACAGGAUUUCUAAAAGAAUUGUGUUUUUGUUCAACUGGCGCCAGUUUGUAGAUUUUGCAGAUAUACCAUUCUCUGAAAGUUGUAUUUUUAAACCAACAACAUAUCUUGUUGGACUGAUAUUGUGAUGCAACUGAAACAUGUUACUCCAUAACAAUAGUAAUAACAAAAUUUAUAUAGUGUUUUUUGAUUGUUCACAGCCUUCCACCCAUGUAUCAUGUCAGUAAUCUGGACGCAAUGCAAGGGGUUGGUUUUGACCUUUAAGGUCCUUCACGGCUUGGGACCAGGCUAGCUGAAGGACUGCCCUUUUCCACAUGUACUUACCUGGACCCUGAGAUCUUCAAACAUCCUUCUCCAAGUGCUCCCACUGAGUGAGGUGUGGCAGGUGGCUAUGGGAGAGGGAACCUACUUGGUGGGAGCACCCUAGAUGUGGGAUGUUCUACCCAGAAAGGCUCACCUGGCACCUGGUUUAUUCUCAUUUUGGCACCAGGUGAAAAUCUUUUUUUAUUUUCCCAAGCCUUUUAAAUCUCUUUUGGCAUUAAGGUGUUUUAACUCUACAGCUCAUUUCUUUAAGCUGUAUUUAUACUUCUAGUAUCUUAUUACUGAAUUUUAAAUUGAUUUCUUUCUCAAUUUAUGCCUCCCCGAGAACUUUGUUAUAGGGUGUCCUCUAAACACUGUAAAUAAACUCUUCUUUAAGGUAGGUCAGUAACGUCUCCAUAUUACAGAUUGUAGGACUUAAAUAAUAGUGUUCACCUGGUGAAUUCAUUGCUGAGAUUACAUUUGAAUUAGGGAGAGGAUGCUUCACUACACUGUCCUGAUAGUACAUUGGUGGCCUUGUUUUGUAAAUCAUGAAAACAUACAUGAAACUUUUGAAACACCAAAUGCAUAAACCAGCCAAAAUUAGAAACUUUAAAAUCUUGUUUAUGUCAGUGUUGGAAUUAGAACAUGAGUUUAAAUCUUUCAAAUUCAAAUCAGUAGGAUUUACAGGUGCUUAACUAUAAUUGUAUUGUACCCAGAGUAAUUGGUUACAGUGGUGAGGUAAUACAUCUGGAAGAAGACAGUUGUAUUAAGACAUUUUGGCAUUCUUGGCUCUUUUCCUUUUGUAGGAGAAGGAAAAACAACGGGAAGCUGAACUACAGGAGAAAAAAGAAAAAUCAGAGCAGAUGUUCAAAGAAUGGCUGCAAAAUUCCAAAACUAAGCCCCGCCAAGCAUCAGCUGGCUGUGCCUCUGCAGAUGGGAAAGAUACUGGUUUGUAUCUGUACUAGACAGACUAAUACCGUCUUCAUAACUUGUGUAGCAGGAGCAGUUUUCUGAUACUUUUACUAUUUAUUUUUGAAUAUUUUGUUUUAAAUGUUCAUCUGCUAGAAUUCCUUAGCCAUAGAUGUGGAUACAGACAGGCCACAAACAGUAGAUGUUGCCCCACAUUAAGGAAUGUGUAUAUUUGGUCCCAUUCCACACCCCAAAUAACUCAAGAUUAUAUCAUUGGAAAUCAUCUACUUUUGAAAGCAUUCAUUUUGGUCAGUAGAGUUCAGUAAAAUAUACUGGCACAUACAUUCUUGUUCUUUGCAGUGCCUAUUCUUCCAAGAAUGCUCUUCUAUUCAUAUAUUUAUUAAAUGUUUAAUCUGCCUUUAUACUGAUUAACAUCUUCCAGAGUUGAUGGCAGCCUCCUCAGUUAGAGAAGACUCCUUGCUGCAGAAGUUUAAGCUAAACUUGUGAGCAUCUGACAGAAGCCAUGCAGUGCUGAGGGGAGCAAAAAGCAGUUCCAUAGUUUCUUUGCACUCACUUUUUCUCUUCACAUGAGUAAUGACUGAAGGGGGCUAAAGAUUAUGGUUUCUGCCUGCACCUAAAACAUUGGGCCUUAUCGUCAAACCUUUCAAGGCAAAUGUAGCCACCACCUUUGAGACAGAUUCAUAAGUUUGGACCUCAGCUCAUGAUAGGCCUAUUGAAGGUUUUACCAAUGCAGAAAAUUGGCCUCUCUCAUAUCGGCCCAGAUCUAAUUUUUGUGCAGUGUAGAAGUUGUCUUUGGGUAGAUAUCCUGAGUCAAGUUAUGCAGGCUUAUGCCCUGUUGAAAUCAGUUGGCCUGACACCGUGUGCAUGACUCCAGCCUGCCUACCCACCCUUGAUCCUAUUUUCAAUAAAACACAUCCUGUUACAGCCAGAAAAGCAUAUUUGUUGUUUCUGGCCUUAUUUUUUUUUCUAGAAAAAAAUAAGCAUACUUGUCAUUUAAAUGACAUUUCUUUCAUAGUUAUUUGCCAAAUGUGUUGCACUUAUAAAAAUGUUAACCUAAACUAUUUGCUGGGAGAGGCUGCUGUUCCUUUUGAACGCUAAACAGCACACCAGACACAAAACCAGUUGCUGUUUUGCUUUGGUUUGAUUAUAGAUAGUGGUGCAUACUUCUUUCAUGCUUUGUCUUGGGACAUUGUUACAGUACUUGCAGACAGCUGCUGUCACUUGUCUAAGUAAUUUAUUAAAAAUAUUCUUCCCAGUUUUGUUCACAGUAGAGAACAUAUUCCAGACUUUGUUUUGACCACCAAUGAAAUGUAUUUACAUUUCUUUCCAGACAAAUAGGAUUGUUAUGGCAAAGGCACCACAUUCCUGCUGCCAUAAUUUAGGUAUAGCCCAUGCAGCACGCUCUCCUUCUCUGAUAAACAGUGAUAAAAAUUAGGCAAUGAUGAAAAUAAACUGACCUUUAACAUUGGCAUUUUGGGUAGCAAAUUCAGUACUCUCACACUGGUGAAUGGAAGGAAAUUGACAGAAGAGGAGUUUUGUGUCUCUUCCUGUGCCCCUGAAAUUGUCUCUGGAGGGUUGGAGUAUGACAUAGAUCGCUUGGGGAGGGAGGUCACCUAAAAUUGGGCAAUGCACCUUGCUCAAACCAAGCUCUACUCACACAUGAUGCCUCCACCCAGUUUUGUGUGACUCCCCCCUGCUCCCACUGGCAGCCUCCUGUGCCUCAUGCCACUCUGUUUAGGAAAGUUUCCUUACCCUCCAGGGAGCGAUGAGAGCAAAGUUCCCUUCCAUGAACUUUCUUAAAUUCAUGGAAUAUCAGGAUCCAAGACACUGUUCAUUAUACUGCUGAGAUCUACAGAGUGGAAGUAUAUUUGUGUAUUUAUUGUCCUGUAAAUUGCCCAGGGAUGUGUUAAAGACAUCCUUAAAGGCCAUUGUAAGGUAUCGUGAGAUCUCAGUUGAUCUUUCAGGUGAAGAAAGUUAAAUAGGAUACAAUAUAGGCCAGCUGAUCCCUUAUUUGUUACAGACUAUAAAAUUGUAUAUAAAGCAUAAGCUCUGAAAGUGAAAAUAAAUCCUGGUUCAUUGAAUGUAGGAAAGGAACUAUGCAGACUAUAACUGCUGGAAGGAUUUGUAGUCUUAGGUAGAUGGUACAUUUAAAAAACCCAAAAAACCUUUUGUGUAAAAUUUCAUUAAAGUGGCGGAGUUCUUGGGCAGAACAAUCAUAAGCUGGUGAUGGGGGAUGCUGUGCAGAGAGAGAAAUCGCUACUUCCAAAGUGCUGGCAACUUCUGCAAGCCACGGGGGGGGGGGGAGGGGGAGAUAUGGCUUAUUUAUUUAUAUCUAUUUUGCAUUUCAAUGACACUAAUGAAAGAAGAAAUAAGCCAACUCUGCAGAUAGCGUUCUUUCUCACUUUGGGUGGAGGUGUCAGGAGACAAUUGAACUUUACUCAGCUCCAAGGUCUCCCUGAUACAAUGCUGACAUCUCUCCCUGUGUCUGGUUCUGCUGUGCUUAGAGAACCACUUUCAGUAAAGCAGUAGCCGAGCUUUCCACUCCUGCACAUAGCAAAGCUCUGCCUGCACAACUCCCUCUUUGCCUGUAGAGAGGUGGAUCUACAGCAUCUUCCAGCCCCUCGGCUGCCCUCCCAUGAAGCAUAGAAUGAUCCCUGAAUCUUAACUUAGAAUGACUAACCCUGCAGUCUUGUCUACUCAGAGGCGAACCUUUCUUUGUUCAAUGGGUUUUGUUCAUAGGUAAGUGUGUAGGAUUGCACCCUAAGAAACAAUGUUUUUGCCAAUAGUUUAGAUUGAAACACUGUGCUUCUUUAAACAUUCCAGGCUAUCCAGAAGGAAGUACAUAUCCAGCUCCAGCCUUUUACAAUCCAGUCCCUUGGAAACCAGUUCAUGUGCCUCCUCCCAAGGAAGAAAAGUAUGUUUCAAUGAAGAAAAAUAAGAGGCCUAAAUCCAGUCACACAUAUAGACCUUCUAUGCCUUUUCAUAAAUCCAAAAGCAGUCUUUAUAUUGGGUCAUUGUGCAGAAUCCAGAGAUAGUUCAGGGCUCAUUAUUUUUAUUUUAACUUGGCCUUAUAGUGUAAUUUAUGAUGUAUUACUGACAACAUUUUGUGAACAGCUAUCCUUAAUCGUAGGCAAAUGUUUUUGAUUUUCUUGUUAAAAUAAGGCACGCAGGACACAGUCAGUGUCAUUUUAAUGUAUUAUGUGUGAUGCAUUGUGAGCCAUAUUUUAAACAAUAAAAAGUAAUUAUUUUCAACCUUUCCCUAAUAUUCUUCUACUUUAGGUACUGUAUUUGCAGAUGCAACUUGUAGUGCUCCUGUGCUUAACGUUGAGAUUGUUGCUUUAGAAGUUUAUAGUAAUGUCAGAGUAAGAAGGCAUAUCUUUUCUAAGAGUGAGAUUUUGGAUUUAAGCUCAUUUGGGCCUGUUAACAGCUGUGGGACUAUGUGUGCUUUAAUCUAACUGUACUUAUGUAACCAGUUUGCAGAGUGUGACGUCAAGGAACUUUCUGAUACCACUUCUGUUAAAUGAUUUGUGAAAUGCUCCCCUUUGCUCUACUAUAACCUGCUAUGGAUAAUCAAACAGUAUUUAUUUUAUGUAGCACUGUUGUAGCUUUCCAGAGUGUACUACAUUUUCUGCUCCUCUUGGCUCUCUUUUGGUGAAUUUUAAAUACUAACUACUUCUUUGUGGAUUUUUAAUAAGUAAAUAGUGAUUAAAAAAAGGUAAAGGACCCCUGACAGUUAAGUCCAGUCGCAAACAACUCUAGGGUUGCGGCACUCAUUUCGCUUUUGUAGCCAAGGGAGCCAGCGUUUGUCCGCAGACAGUUUUUCCAGGUCAUGUGGCCAGCAUGACUAAGCUGCUUCUGGCGAAACCAGAGCAGCACACGGAAACGCCGUUUACCUUCCCACUGGAGUGGUACCUAUUUAUCUACUUGCACUUUGACGUGCUUUCGAACUGCUAGGUUGGCAGGAGCUGGGACUGAGCAACAGGAGCUCACCCUGUCGCGGGGAUUCGAACCACCAACCUUCUGGUCGGCAAUCCCUAGGCUCUGUGGUUUAACCCACAGUGCCACCCACGUGUGGCUUAUUUAACAGUUUUGAAUACGUCCUCCUUAGUGCAGUGUUUUGACAAGCAUUUUUUAAAAAAAUUCUUUACUUUAAAUAUAAAAGUAAAGAUUUUUUUAAAAAAUGCUUGUCACAAUAAUAUAACAAAAACAAUUACUAGAAAAUGCAAUUAGUAUUCUUUCUGACUCUUUUUGGCUGCUAUUUCUGUAACUAUGGUGCUACCUAGCCUCCUGUAUAUUGUGAACUAUAUUCCAGUCAUAUUUAAUAUUCUUAUUCAGGCUAAACCCCUCUCCCAAGUGGCUUGUAUCUUGUUGCAUCUUUUAGAACCAUAAUCUGUUGUCUAUUAAUUAACAACAAGAGUGUCUUCCCCAAAACUUUAAAAAGUGGUUAAAACAUCUGUAGGCUUAUUUAGUUGUUACUGUACAGAUUGUUACUGCUCAUUCAAUCCUAAAUGCAGAAAAAGCAAGCCAUUUCAUCAGAAUCUGUUCUAAACAAAUAACUAGGCCCGGAGAUUUUGGGUGGAAUUCAGCAUUGUGCUGAGGAGAUCAUUGCCAGCACUAGUAUUUCAGCUUGCCAGAUGGGAACAAUCUCCUCUUGCUACAUGCACUGUUCUGGGGUUUCUCUUGACCCCCCUAAGCAGAUACGGGGAUAACACAUAUGGAUGAGAGGAUGGCAUGUCUCUUGCACUAGCAGAACUUACUGUGCUGGCUUCCACUAGCUCUACAGUUUAGUUGAAUCUGGUGCAUUAGCUCUUCUGUUCCUUUAAAUGUGAGAUGAUAAUCUGCCUGUAAUGCCUUAUUAUGCCUUUUAACACUGGGAUGGGGAACCUUAGGCCUGGGGGCUAAAUAUGACCCUUCAUGCCUCUGUCUGGUCCUCAGAUUCACCCAAGCAACUCCCCUCAUCAGCCCUGUUAUGCACCAUCAAGCACUUUUGCUUGCUAGGAGUGCGUCUUUCAACUCUCAAUGCUUCUUGCCUACCUGGUUGGAGGAUAACAAGGGAUAGGUGGGUGUAAAGAAUAGUAGCCUCCUGUACAAGGGUAAAAUUCACAUUUAUUGCUCUGUCCACUUUUGCCUCCAUCCCAUGCACCACUGGCAUUUGACUCCCAGAAGGGAAUGUAGCCAUACAUUUCUGCAAUUUUGAUCCAUUUCUUAUUUUGAUUCAUUUGUGUGUAAUAAAAGGUGGGGGGGGGGGAGAGAAAGAUUUUCCAGAAAGCAAAGUUUAUAAACAUCUAAAUCUUUUUACCAACUAGUAUAUUUUUUAUGUUUUUACAGUUGUUAUUGUAGUACUGUUUUUAUGUUGUAGUUUGCUUGUUAUUUUUUCCAUAAAUGCAAAAUUUAUAGAUCUCUAAAAGUAGAAAAACUAAAGAACUAGAAUAUUUGUAAAAUAUAGUCAGAGUAACCAUUUUAAAAACAACAGAAUAAUUUCAUGCAACUUCACAAAAUUACCUCUAUUUAAAAAACUAACCAACAAUAUAAUUCCUUUUCUCAUUUAUUUUGUAAGUAGUCAUUUCAAAGAAUAUAAAGUUUCAUAACUCAGUUACAAAUAAUAAUAAUAAUAAUAAUAAUAAUAAUAAUAAUAAUAAUAAUUUAUUAUUUGUACCCCGCCCAUCUGGCUGGGCUUCCCCAGCCACUCUGGGCAGCUUCCAAAAAAAUAUUAAAAUACUAUAAUACAUCAAACAUUAAAAGCUUCCCUAAACAAUUUGUAAUUUGCAAUUAUGAAUAUAUAAUCCGUACUAUAAGCAUCAAAAUUAAUGCUUUAAAUUUAAACAUGACUUUUUUUUACAUUUAUUAUUUCAUUUCAUUGUCUUCUGCAGUUCAUAUAGCUCUGAUUCGGCAACCCACCAAAUAAGCAGUUCACAAGUUCUAAUGCUUGUUUUCCAAGAAAGAUGAGUCAUAAAGAAUCAUUAAAUCAUAGUCCUGGGUCUACUCCAGCUUGGAGGGAGGCCUAGGCAAAAUGCCUUUUCAUAGGCGUCCCCCCUCUCAGUCAACCCUGGCAAGCUUACCUGGCAAUGGGCAGCAGUACGUACUUCAAAGUGAUCAGCAAUUAGGUCAACCUGACAUUUAAUGCUUCCAACAAAACAUUGCUUUCAGGAAUUAGUGAAAACACUUAACUAGUAUUGUUUGGGGCACCAAGUCAGAAAUCUUUUUGGAGGUGGGCGGCAAGGGGCUGGGGCUGGCAGGGCAUUUUCAAGAAGGGACCCUGAUAGAGUGCUGGGGCCCUGGCAUCUGCCCAAGAAUGCUGGGUGCUAACAUUCGCUCUGAGCAGGGAUGUGCAUUACUUUCCAUCCUUUACUCCAUUUCACUGACUUUCAAAUCACUAUUGAACUGAUAAGUCUUCCACAAAUAUCUGCAUAAGGAAUACUGUAUUUUCAAGAUCAUGGAGACAGAAGGUAACUGUUAAAAAAGUAGCCGUGUAAUCUCUUAUUUGUAUCAUGCCAGUAUUCAGAGAAAGGCUUCUGUUUGGGUAGUGUUUGGCUGCCUUUUAGGGAUUAGUUUAAUGACUGUUGAAAGCUUAUUUUUAGUAUGUAUAUUAAGCAGGGAUCAUUACACUGGUUCUCGUAGCUCAUUGUUUACCUGGUCUUUGUAAUUGCAGAGUUUCAGUCUCAACCAAAGUUCGCCUGUUUGGGAACGAUGAAGACGUGCAUCGGACAUAAGGCUGUUAGUCACUAACUCCUCUGCUUCCCACACCAUAGCAUGCAUCAAAUAAAAAGAAGGCAUAGCACAGCAUUACAGUGAGUGGUAGCAUUGAUGGGGAUGUGUAGACAUAGGCUACUGUAUAUAGAGACCUGUUCACAUUAUUUUUCUGAUAUGUAGAUUCAGUAAACACCUGGUCUUAGCCUCACGUUGCUCACUCCCCGUGGCUCAUAUGCCAUGAACAAGUCUC